UAACACUACAACGGAAGUUGAAUAAGUUUCAGGAAGAGAAGUCAUUUGUUUUUGUUUUAACCAGCGGCAUUUCAUAUGAUGUAUUUGGCAUAACGAUGUGAAUACUAAAUCAGAAAGAGGGAGGAAUUUUAAGAGGAAAAUGGCUCUCGUGACAGUUCAACGAUCGCCAAGUCCGAGUAACAGUGCAGCAGAAUCGCCUGGGAUUGAAACUGGUUCUCCCGCACACAAAGAGGAGGUGGUAUCUGAAGAUGCCGAUGAACUUGAUGCAGCAGGAAAAGUCGCAUCGCCCCCUCGACAACGCAGCAGGAUGACUUUGGUUGUUGAAACAGAAAGGAUGAAAGCAGCUGCUAAGAAACUCAAGAAAUUUUUCCAUACGGUCCGAUUCAUUUCCAAAUUGAGGCCUUUCAGCGAGAGCUACUUCACAGUUAAAGGAGCCGCUCUGAUUCUGCCGCAGAAUGAACAAGAGUCAGGCUAUGCUUCCAAAAGGAUAACAAAGAAUUGUGACAACGAGAUACAGAGUCAUCUGCAGUUCAUGUUUUACCUACUACGACCACAGGACACAAUCAAAAUAGCAGUGAAGUUAGAAACAACUAAUGCCUCUGGUAACCCUCGAUACAUGGCCGUGGUAUCGUGUAUUGGACGACAGGAUGAGGAGGAAUCAGUGAUACUGGGCAUCGACUGCCAGGCAACGGCCACUAUAGGACUAGUGUACCCUAUUUAUGCAGACACAUCCAUCAAGCUCGAUGGGGACGGUGGCUUCAUUGUGUCCUCUGAUGGCAAGUUACAUGUCUUCAAACCAGUCUCUGUUCAGGCCAUGUGGUCAGCUUUACAAAGCCUGAGCAAAAUAAUGAAGAUAGCUCGUGACAAUCGAUAUAUCCCUUCCGGGUUGUCUCAUACCUGGACCGGAUAUUACGAAUCGACGAGUCUCCGAUCCAGUCGCGUACAGAUAACAGAGUGGUACACAAAUGAAGAUGUGGAAUUUUUCAAGUCAAUGCCUGUAUUUGUGGAGACUGAUGAUGAGGAGUCACAGUUUAAGAAGAAGCUGAAUGUAGAACUGAAGAACGUUAUGAUGAGAAUGGAUUUAGACGAAGCAACAUGCAAAGCUAUACGACAACAACUGGAGGCAGCAAUGGAAAUGGAUCUCUCUGAGUACAAGAGUUAUGUUGACCAGGAAAUGAUGAGAAUUCUGGGUCAGAUGGAUUCUCCAACACUAAUCAAAGAUCACCUGUACUUGGGUUCAGAAUGGAAUGCGUCAAAUAUGGAGGAACUCCAUAACAAUGGUGUGGGUCAUAUCCUGAAUGUAAGCAGAGAGAUAGACAACUUCUUCCCUGGACACUUUGCAUAUCAGAACAUCCGUGAGUGGGAUUCAGAAGAAACAGAUCUAAUGAAGCACUGGGACAAAACGUUUCUGUUCAUCAGGGAGGCAAGGAAUCGAAAUUCUAAAGUCUUAGUCCACUGCAAGAUGGGAAUCAGUAGAUCGGCAUCGACAGUCAUGGCUUAUCUAAUGAAGGAGUACAAAAUGACCAGGCAGGAAGCUUACGACUACGUGAAAGAGAAACGGAGUUGUAUCAUGCCAAACUCAGCCUUCUGGAGACAGCUGGAAACGUACGAGGGCAUUCUGCAGGCUAAGAGAAAAUUAGAGCUCUUCAAAAGCAAAUCCCAAGAAGAUUUACUGGAUUCUCCAAUGGAAGAAGAUGAGGAAAUCUUGAGAAACAAUCACCACUUCACAGAAAGCGACAUGACCAGGUGUUACAGUCUCCCAGGAGACCUGGACAACAGUGUCUUUCUUCAUGACAAUUUUGAACAAUGCAGCAUAGAACCAGAUAUGGAAGCUGAAUCCAGAAGUGCUGACUCAGCAGAAGACUCCCUUUCAGAUCACCCUUCCCCUAAAGUAGAGACAGAAGAUGCAUUUAAAAAGGGUAAGGCCUACUAUAUAGGGGAGGAUGAUGAAAGGCAUCAGUCCGAGGGGAUGGAAGAAGUGGACUGGAACAGACCAGAAGGCAGUGACCAAUCCUCUUCACUGCCGGCAUUCAAAAUCAUUAAACCCGAUGGGAGCUGGAUUAAAGAAGAAGUGAUAGAAGGUGAAGAGAGAAAAGAUGAUGUUGAGGUGAAGGUCAGUGAUGCAGACAGUACAGAAGCGUCUGAACAGAAGCAGGAGGAGCAAGAAAAAAUACCAAAACCAGACGAUGAUACCAUGGAAACAAACAGUCCUUUUGUUCAUUUGAAAGAAAACAUUCCUUGGAAUCCAGGUACUGUGAAAAAGACAAAAGAAAAUAUUGAAGCCAAAAAUGCUGAAUCUGUAGUGGGAGUUGAAAGCCCCAUUCCAGAACAAAUAAUCGUGAUAGAGGGUACUGAGAAUAAAUGGAUUAAAGAGGAUCUUAAACUGGAUUUGACUGGAGUGACAGUGACUGAAAGUAGUGAUUAUGUUAGGGACGCGUGCACUCCCACCUCAGAGAGUAGUAAAAACUCGGGAUCUGUAUAUGACAAAGAGGAAAUUCCCCUGGCACCUGGGACAGUGAAAAGAACGCUCAAAGAACUGGAAGAAAAGCAUGGGUUUUUGAGAAAUAAGGAUCUUCCGACACUUCCUCUGAAGAGAUCAGCGAGCUUCAAGAGUCCACGAGAUAACACAAGACGUCGACAAAUGGAUCGGGAACGUCGCAAGACUUGUAACCCCGUCCUCAUCAGCUCCCCUAGAAGUCCUGAGGCUGAGGCUGAUUAUGAAUGGAGAAGAUACAGCACGGGAGAGACAUUCGCUUCCAAUCCCGGAACAGAUGAAAAACCACCAGAGACCAAUCAGGCUGUAUACAAUCUGAUGGGAGAGGAGGUAGCAGUGGAAAAGGGCAUUGUUAAGAAACAGAGGGAAGGGAUUGAAGGGAAGAAUCGACAGAGUUCACCCUAUGAUGAGGCCAGCAUCGGAUCAACAGUUCUGAAAAAAUGGGACCUUAAUACUGAUAAUCUCAAAAGGGUGCCAAAUGAAAGUGAUUGUGCCUUGGACACAAACAUGAGUGCCAAUAACGAAAUUUCUCAACUGGUUACAAAUGAGGAGAGUACACCCAAGCAAUCAGUGAGUGAAAUCAAAUCCAAUUUUGAGAAAAGCCCAACUCCAGAGGAAACUGCAAAACAAGACAUAGGUUCCAAGAGGGGGGAUUCCUUAGGGGUAACCACACCAGAUCGGGAGUGCCCAGAGUCACCUGUGUGUUCUUUUGCUGAGAGGAAAAUGACUUUUGAAAAGUUUAGUUCCACAUCUUCAUCUCAGGCCCCUUUCGGGAGCCCUGAAGUUGCAAAACAACCAAAGAGGAAAUCUGAAAGUGAGACCCGGUUUGAUUCUGAGACUCUGGAGCUCAUUCGGGAGAUUGGCUCUGCACUUAUGAACAGUCCAGCAAAGUGUGACAUAGAGUCGGAUGCAGACUUAGAUAGUAGUGGGAAUUUUAGUCUCGUAAAACAUUUUGUCAAAGACAUUGAAAAUCGUACAGCAAAAGAAAGGAAGCCUUCACGACAGAUUAUCAUUAUUGACAAAGAAUCGCAAAAUAGAAAGCCGAGAAACUGGAGAUUUAGUGCUCCAACGCCAGGUGGCGACAGUCCAAGCGAAGAGAAGGCUGAUUUCAAAAAACCACUGGCCAAAUCAGUCAGUCAACCUGUUUCUCUGCAGGAAGAAAGGGGCAAAGGAUCGGUAAAUCAGGAUAACGGGAUAGGAUCUCAAUCAGAAAAUUCUAGUGAUCAGAAUGUUUCCAAUUCUUCUAGGCUGGCCUCUGGUUCCCCACCAAAACAUGACACUGUGUUGGGGGAUCGUAUCGAUAAAGUAUGUAAUCUAGUAGGCAAAUUUCAGCCUGUUGAAACAAAGGGAAGAGCUCCACCAAAUCCGAAAAGUGACACGCUUUCAACAGGUGACCCAGAGGGAGAAAUGGAGAGCAAAUGUGAACCAUGUAUAGAUGUAGAAAAGUCUUCUGCAGAUCAGAAUGAUGAAAGUGGAGAAAGCGAUGCUCAAUCUUCAUCCUCGGACAAUGAACAGUUACGAAUUUUGAAAGAAAAGCUCAGAAAAACGAAUCUCUAUUGCAGCAGUACUCGAUCUGUUGAACUUCGGCGAUCUAAUACCACCCCUGCAUGUAGCAUUGAAACAGUUAGAGAGAAGCUGACAUCUCGCCUUCAGCAGAGAAAAAACACCGAUGAUCUAGACCCUGGUGUUGUAGAGGAAAAAAGAAAAGUCCGUAAACUUCAGGGACGAAGUCACCCACUUACCAAGCUCGAAUACCGAAGGAGUAAUCCAUUUUAUAGCACCAUGUAAAUACCAAAUGCUCAGUCCCAGCAUAAGAUUAGUACUGUUUAUGUGAUAAAUUAAUAUUCUCAAAGUUGAGAUUAUGUCGGCCGUGGUCUGUGAUAGAAUGUUAUCUUGUGUGGUUUUGUUUCACUUCUUGUUUCUCGUUACUUUUUUAAGCAUUAUAACAUUGAUGAUCUAAAUUGUUAGUCUUUUGUAAAUAAUAUAUGAACAUACAGUGCAGUGAUUGGGUAAACAAUGUGAUGAUGCAAUAGAAUUAAUUUUAUUGAUUACUCCAUGACUGCUCUCAGUUCUGACUAUGUACAACUAUCAAAACUGUUUUAGGGUUUUUCCACACUAAAAUCAUAUUAUAAUAGAUAAUUCAGACUUGAGCCAGCAGAGCCUUUAUGACAUCUACAUUUAAUGCUCAUGGAUUUUAUUAAAACUCACAAUGACUCUGUGGUUUAAGUAAAUCGCAAUUAAGUUUUCACAAUUCAUGGAAAUUUUGAGUAGGCUUUGUUUUAAGAACUAUCAACUAUAGGGCAUACAGAUAGCUUGACCUUCUAUAUGGGUCAUUGUCAAAAUAGAAUGAAAACAUUCUUGUAUAAAUACCUGAAUGCACUUCAAAGGUAGUCAGCAAUUAUUUUUUUUCCAAGCCCUACCUUUACCCAUAAUUUUAUUGCAAUUUUUUUGAACAUUUUGAGAUAAAUUGACAACCGACAGGGCUCGAAAUUAACAUAUGCCCGUCAGUCUGUGACUGGUUUUCUGGCGGACUGACUGAUGUUUGUUUUAGUCAAUCCGAUGAAACUGAUUAAUUUCCUAAAGCAUCAUUUUGGAAAACAUACUUAUGGAAUCUUAAACACACAUUUGGCAUUCUUCUGUAGAUAUCAGAUGAACCAGAUUAGUGCAUAUUGUAAAUAUAAAUCUCACAUAAGUGUUACAAUAUUGUAUGAGGCUUAUCAAGUUAAAUUCCGUUAUCUUAUUUCAAUAACAUUAACGAAAUUUCUGGAAAACUCUGGUGGACUGGUAAAUUUUUCUGUGGACUGGUUGAAAUUAUACCCUAUCAGUCCGGCUGGACUGGUGACAUGAAAAUUUAGUUUCAAGCCCUGACCGAUGAAUUUGGGCAUAGCCUAACCUUCAUAAUAUUUAGUUAGAAGAGGUAAUGAUAAGAGAGCUACCCAUGAUGCUUCUAACCUGGAUUAAGUUAACCCACUUCAUGUCCAUUACUUUGUUUUGUUUAUUACCCAUGUGUUUGUUGGAUAAUGUAGCUGUGUGUAGAUGUAGUGCGAGUUUAAGAACAAGUACCCCACCAUUAAGUUGUAGUCUGCAGUGUGGUCUAACCCUGUCCCUGAGUGCUAAAAUGUCAAUUCCUGUUUUGUGUGCUAUAGUUUUGAAAGUACAGUGGUGGAUUUAUGGGGGGGGGGGGGGGGGGGGGGGGGGGGGGGGGAGAAGGAGUCGGCCCCCUCGCUCUUUUUCAAAUUUUCAUCAGUAUGAUAUCAGACAGGGGUAAAACUCCAGAUUUAAGUGUUUUGGCUAAUCUUGAUUUUUACAUAUGGGGGGGGGGGGGCUUUUCAGAAAUCCUGGUUCUGCCACUGUAGUAUCUUUGAUUUGUUAGACACAUGCAGAUAAUAGUGACACAUGUCUUAAUAAUUAAUUUCCUAUCAACAGAUUUUCUGUAUACUUUGUAUGAUCUAUUGAUAGACAAAAUAAGUGUUGCAGUGCUGUGAUCAUUCCGCCAUGUUAACGUGGUGCUGAAUUGUUUUGUGUUUUAGAUAUCUGAUGAAAAUGAAUCUAUGAAACCCUUCAAGCACUUACUGGUAUCAAACUAUUAAUCUCUUGCUAUUGUAAUUUUUGAAUUUUUUAUUAUUAUUUUUUUUUUAUUUUUUUUUUGUAAAAUGAAAUUAAUAGCUGUCGUGUUUUGUCAAUUUCAUCACAAUUUUGCACGGGUUUCUUAUUAUCUCUGUACCUGUGAUAAGUUGUUGAAGAUAUCCUAUAUCAUUGAUGCUUUUAACUUAAUUGAGAGAAACAAACCAUAUCAAUGAAAUUGGUACCUCAGUUUAUGUGUAACGUACUAGCAAAUUUGGUUUUUCAUUGCAAAUAUUUAUAGGCUAGGUUUUUUGAUAUUUAAAUUUAAUUGUAUUUUUUUAAAUGACUUUCAGGAUAAAGAGUGGCAAUUUUGUUCUGGUAGUGUGGUUUUGUAAAUAACCUGUUUUAAACUUAGAUUGCUCUCUCAUUUAAGAAAUAAAUUUGAUUUUUGAAAAUACAUAAAGGUGAGAACUGCAAUGCUUUAUGUCAGCAUACGUCAUGCAGCGUGUUAGCACUUUAUGUAUGUCAGUGUGAAGUAUUACAGUUCAUACCCUUGUGUAUUCUGAAAUCAAUGCAGGAGUCAAAGAUAGCCAUGAGAUAUGCAUAUUAUUAGUACUUUUACACAAACCAAAAUGACUGAUCUUUACAGUGUAGUUAUUUAUAGUGUUUAUACACUGUACUUUAUUUUUGACAGCUUGUAAAACAGAUGCAUAAUUAUAUGUAUAUAAUAGUAUAAUUAUAUAUAUUAUAUUUUGAGAUUAUCAUGAUUGUAGAUUAUAUUGAAUUUUUUUAAAUCCUUACAGUGAUACCAAAUUUGCUAUCCUCUGCACAAAGUCAUUUCUACCUCCUGUAUUUUUCACGAGAUCUGGGUUUUUUUUUCCCCCAUUGUAUUUCAAAGUUACCUUCUAGCACUUUAGACUUUACAAGUUGUAAAUAGAGUGCUGCUAUUGGCAGAUCUUUUCUCUGUUUGUGUCAGCAUGUCUUGUCAAGCACAUCCUUCUAUCAAAAAGGAUUUCUGAACAAAGAAUUAUUUUGUGAUGCAUCCUUGCCCUGAGAUAAAUAGUCUCAACAUGAUAAGAUGACCGAGUAUUGAAAGUUUUUAAAUUCUGAUUAUGUGCAUCUCAGAAAAAAAGUUGUCAAUAUCAUCUGUAAGAAUGGUCCCUUGUAAGAAUGACCAUGGCAGACUACACUAUCUUUCAGACCUAACUGGAAAUGCUUGACUUCCAGAAGCUGUUUGACUUUGUACCCACCCCUUUUCCUUUGUACACUGAAGAAAUAUGCUCUGAUAUAAAAUACUUGACUCCUAUCCUACAGAGAAGCUCAGCAUACAUUCCCCGUUCCACUACCUUGAGUGUUUCCCAUAUUGUGUUGGAGUUUUUGCCAGUUCAUUAGAGAUAAGGGACUCAACAGAGGAGUGGAUCAAAGAUAGCAGAGGGUGUAGAACAUCCUCUGAUGUUGAUAAUGCUAUUUUUGUAAUAGUACUAUUGCUGUCAUCUGGUGCUUUUAAAUUGUGCAAUUACAUGUUAAAAUUGCGUAUGAUGAUGUAUAUUAAGCCAUUGUUAAUUUUCAGUAAUAAAAUUUAACAUAUUGCU
Molecule: messenger RNA, 7650 nt
Organism: Ostrea edulis (European flat oyster)
Lineage: Eukaryota; Metazoa; Mollusca; Bivalvia; Ostreida; Ostreidae
Exons: 20
Coding region: 140-4282 (1380 amino acids)
Biological process (GO): actin cytoskeleton organization; negative regulation of actin filament polymerization; protein dephosphorylation
Cellular component (GO): cytoplasm
Molecular function (GO): actin binding; protein tyrosine/serine/threonine phosphatase activity
Source: RefSeq, a predicted model, not a curated record